Molecule: messenger RNA, 2273 nt
Organism: Anoplopoma fimbria (sablefish)
Lineage: Eukaryota; Metazoa; Chordata; Actinopteri; Perciformes; Anoplopomatidae
Gene: dhrs3b
Product: dehydrogenase/reductase (SDR family) member 3b
Exons: 6
Coding region: 530-1438 (302 amino acids)
Cellular component (GO): lipid droplet
Molecular function (GO): oxidoreductase activity, acting on the CH-OH group of donors, NAD or NADP as acceptor
Source: RefSeq, a predicted model, not a curated record
CCUCCCCUUUAGGUUAAUCUAGGUCCUUUCACUAGUGGAAGUACUGGAGCCCGGGGCAGAUAUAUAUUUAGAUAUAUACAUAUAUAUAUAUAUAUAAAUAUAUAUAUGUAUAUAUAUAUAUAUAUAAGGCAGGACCAGGACCAGGACCAGGAACACAACACCAAAGCCCAGCAGUUCCCAGCAGCGCACCGCGGAGCGUCGCCUGGACUUUGUGCGUCUGUAGCGCAGUGAGGCUGACAGGCGCAAUGAGUGACAGAGCGUGAUGCGCCUGGACUGUCAUGUCAGAGCUUCCCCUUCGAAGUCACACACCUCUGCUUUUUCUUUUCUUUUCUUUUCUUUUCUUUUUUUUUUUUUUUUUUUUUGGUGGUUUUGUUUUGUUUAAACCUUUCUCCGCCUGAGGAUUACUCAUGCAACAGUUCCUAAAAGGCUGCAGACGAGAUUUGUUUGCAAAAAAAAGAAAAGAAAAAAGAGAAAACUUUACAGCCCCCUCGCUGCCCGUCGGCUUUGCCCCACCGAGCACUCCUCCGACAUGGAUUUGAAGAGCGCCUGUCGCUUGUGCCUCUUCCCGAUUCAGAUGCUCUACUUUGUGGUGCGAGCGAGCCUGUCGUCGCUGUUGCCGAGCAGAAGGAAGGAUCUGACCAGGGAGGUGGUGUUGAUCACCGGCGGGGGACGAGGCAUCGGGCGUCACCUGGCCAAAGAGUUUGCCAAGCAGGGGGCCAGAAAGGUGAUCCUGUGGGGCCGAACAGAAAAGUGCCUCAAAGAAACAGCAGAAGAGAUUUCUCUCUCAGGAACAGAGUGCCAUUACUUCCUGUGUGAUGUGGCCAAUCGGGAGGAAGUAUACAGGCAGGCCAAGGUUGUCAGAGAAAAGGUGGGAGAUGUCACGAUAUUGGUGAACAACGCCGCUGUAGUCCACGGCAAAAGUCUGAUGGACAGCGAUGACGACGCCCUUCUGAAAUCCCAACACAUCAACACCAUGGGACAGUUCUGGACCACAAAAGCCUUCCUGCCUCGGAUGCUGGAGCUGCAGCACGGCCGCGUAGUGUGCAUAAACUCCAUCCUGUCCCAGUCUCCCAUCCCUGGGGCCAUAGACUACUGCACCUCCAAGGCCUCGUCGCUGGCCUUCAUGGAGAGUCUGACGCUGGGGCUGCUGGACUGUCCCGGCGUUGGUUGCACCACCGUUCUUCCCUUCCACACCAAUACAGAGAUGUUCCAGGGCAUGAGAGUCAGGUUUCCCCAGCUCUUUCCACCUCUCAAACCUGAGAUAGUUGCCCAGAGCACCGUGGAUGCAGUCAGAGCUGACAAGGCCUUCCUCUACCUGCCCUGGACUAUGCACGCCCUUGUCAUUUUAAAAAGCUUCAUGCCACAAGUUGCACUUGAAGAAAUCCACAAGUUUUCUGGGAGUUACACCUGCAUGAACACGUUCAAAGGGAGGACAUGAACCUGGAUUGCACACAAUGUGAGAGACAUAAACUGCUCUGGGCUGUUAUGAAGGGAAUAUGGACCUUAAGACAUCUGGAAGUGGAGGAGGCCCCCUGAUAGUGCAAAGACAAAUAUUUAGGGCACAUGCAAGACGGUUGCUCCUGCAGGUAGAAUUAAUUGAUAAGUUGCAGGAUACGCCCUGGUCGCAUUUGAAUGUGUGUGUGUGUGCCUAUGUGUAUAGUAUGAAGGACUGAAUGCCAUUCUUACUCUGAACAGAAGCCAUGAAUAGGUACCAGUAGUUAUUCUGGGAGUUUUUCUGUGACACUUGUUUUAGCCUGUUUUUACACUUCUUUUUUUAUUCUCCUUUUAAUGCGUCUUUGAAUCAAAACAAGAUAAUAAAACAGAGUUUUAGAAGACGCACUGUGUUCCUUCGUGCACGAUCAAAAAUAGAAAACACUUGGGAGGUACAUGUUGUUUUGUGUCUGGGUUUUGACUCCCAUGGCAGUCUGACAGCACCUUUGAUUUAUUCCAAGCAUAAGAUCAGUGACUGUGACAGACGAUGUUGUCAAAACAUAAAACAUAAGCUCGGGGGGGGCAUGUAUAUUCUUGUCUGUUCUCUGCUGUCAGAAUAUGGCAAUAUGGUGGAUGGUGUUAUUCUCCAUAAACAUUAUGUACGCAAAACAAGUGGAUCAGGACCUCCCCCUCACAUGUGCACAGUGGUCUAAACUACAUUCAAUUACAACAAUUAUUGAGCCCUGAAAUGACAGCAGUCAUCAAAAAAAAGAGCUAUUUUAUUGUCCGCUAUGAAGAUGACAAUAUAUCAAAUGUGUUUUUGUUAGCUCGGCUCACUCUCA